UGAUUGUUGUUGAUGUUGUUGUCGAGUAUCAUCAUUAAAUUUAUCUGAGUUGGGUUUUUUGUUUUUCUUUCCGAUUUCGUAAACUUUGUUGUCGUUUAAAAAAAACCUAAAAAUGAGAAUGAUGUUUAUUAUUAAACUAAAUUGUUUAUAAUCAUAUGUUAUUGAACCAUCAUAAUUGUAAAUAGCAUCGGUACGACGAAAUGGAUACGUUUAAUUUGAUUGUACCGAUUUUUGGUGGUUUUGGUCAUCAUCAUGAUUCGAUUCAAUUAAUAUUUCAACGAGCUAAUGAUGUUACGGAUUUUAUAAUCGAUUUCUAUUUAUAUAAUCCCCGAACAUUUUUUGCCGUUCUUUUAUUUAUCAUAUAUGUUUUUCAUUAUAUUGCUAACAUAGUAAAAAAACCAAUACUUGUCACAGCUGAUGGAAGAUUUAGAUGGUUUUUAUUGACCAAUUGUCCGGUAAUAAGUGAAAAAUAUUGGCCAACAAUUUGGUGUUAUGAAACACAUUUAUUAACAGCUUUGGCCAAUUUUAUUCGUGGUUUUUGUUCCGAUUUACAUUAUCAUCGGGAAUUAUUACAAACACCUGAUGGUGGACAAAUAUCGUUAGAUUGGUAUGAUCCGAAUUGUAAACUAUCAGCAUGUUCUCGAUCUGGUCAUUCGUUUGGAAAUGUUGGGGAUCGCCAUAAACCAAUUGCAUUAUUCAUGCCUGGUCUGACCGGUAGUUCACAAGCAGAAUAUAUAAAAACAUUGGUACCAAUAGCCUUUCAGAUUGGAUAUCGACCAGUUGUUAUCAAUUAUCGAGGUUUAGGCAAUACACCAUUGUUGACACCUCGAUUAUAUUGUGCUGCAAAUGAUGAUGAUAUUCAUACUGCUAUUGAUCAUAUUCGUCGUUAUAAUCUUGAUUGUAAACUGAUCGCUACAGGUAUAUCGCUUGGUGGUAUACUUUUAUGUCGGUAUUUGAUCACGACUGGAUUUGAAUCAAAAAUCGAUGCAGCUUUUCUAAUAUCUGUUUGUUGGGAUUUGAUGACCGGAUGUGAAAGCAUGGAAAGAAGUCUCAAUUAUCCAUUAAAUCAUCAUCUAACACGAUUAUUGGUCAAUAUUGUUGAUGCUAAUCAUAUGAUAUUCAAAAAUGUUCCCGGUAUCGAUUUGGAUCGUGUACGACAAUGUCAAAAUGUUCGCGAAUUUGAUGAAGCAUUCACGAUCAAAAUAUUCAAUUUUGAAAGUGUUUCACAUUAUUAUGCUGAGAGUAGCCAUUUAGGCAAAAUGGAUUGUAUACGUACGCCAACACUUUGUAUAAAUGCAGCCGAUGAUAUGUUUGCACCUACAACUGAUUCAUUACCUUGGGAUGUCGAACAAAAUCGUCAUGUGGCAUUGUUGGUCACAUCACGUGGUGGUCAUAUUGGUUUCAUGGAAGGAAUAUUUCCUUUUUUCAAAUCAAAAUUCUAUACAGAACGAUUAAUGGAACAAUAUUAUCAGGCAUUAUAUCGUUUAUCCGAUUGUCAUCAGAUUAUUUGAUUAUCGAACAGAUUGACCAUACAUAAUAAACAUUUUAUUUUAUAAAGAUAUAAAGAUGACCAAAAAAAAGAAAUCAAGAAUAAAUAAAGUGAUAAAUAGAUGGCGCAACCAUCGCUAAGAAAUAUUUUUUCAACAAAAAUGUAUAUCUCUGGCCUUUUUGGUCACAUUAGUGCCGACUUUAUAGACACAGACCAAACAAAAAAUGCAUUGUGGAAGUAGAAAUCGCUAAGUCGGUAAAGUUUUCCAUGUUUGAGAUCUACAAGAAUGGCCCUAUACUACUAGUCGGUGUAAUGUAGCCAAAGCCUUAAUGACAUUACAAAUUCAUGAAUUCCUAUAUGAAAAGAACUAAUAACAAUUCUAUUUUUGUUCUACUUUCUCAUAUUGUUAAUUUUAAAUUUUUAUUAUUAUAUAACAAAAUAACAAUAAUAAUCAUCAUGUUAAUGAUAAAGUCAUACCUACACACAUUCGUACAUUUUAUGCUUCAUGGCCAAAAAUCACGCAAAUGUUGUUAAUAUUUCAUAUAUGAAAAAUAAAGUUUUUUUUUGCAAGUUUUUGCCGUAUUUCAA
This is a messenger RNA of Dermatophagoides farinae (American house dust mite), 2077 nucleotides long. Its product is annotated as phospholipase ABHD3. Gene Ontology annotation, molecular function: acetylesterase activity; monoacylglycerol lipase activity. The record is from RefSeq and is a predicted model, not a curated record. NCBI's taxonomy places the organism in Eukaryota, Metazoa, Arthropoda, Arachnida, Sarcoptiformes, Pyroglyphidae. Gene Ontology annotation, biological process: medium-chain fatty acid catabolic process; medium-chain fatty acid biosynthetic process.